Messenger RNA from Thunnus maccoyii (southern bluefin tuna), 938 nucleotides. RefSeq names its product V-set and transmembrane domain containing 2A (gene vstm2a). NCBI's taxonomy places the organism in Eukaryota, Metazoa, Chordata, Actinopteri, Scombriformes, Scombridae. The transcript is spliced from 5 exons. The record is from RefSeq and is a predicted model, not a curated record. Bases 208 to 915 code for a protein of 235 amino acids.
AGACACAGAGGAGGAGGAAGAAAAAAAAGAACUUCAGCAACGACAAGCUGUAGUUUUGCAGCAUGUUCCACCUUCUACAAUCUCCGUUUAAACACACUCGCCCAGCAACUGUUUGAUUUUGCUGGUGUGUAGGCUAUUUUUUUUUGGAAAGAUUCGUCUUUUUCCUCCCUUCGGCUGAUGUAAAAAAAUCUCCCCUUCUAUACUGGAAUGAUGUGGACCUCUCAUGAUACUAUUGGAUUUGUUUUCUUAGCUAGUUUUUGUGUGCAAUUCGGAUUCUCUUUUGAAGGUCGCUUCACGGAUCUGCCCUCCAACAUGACGGUUAAAGAGGGACAAAACAUAGAAAUGGCGUGUGCGUUCCAGAGCGUAACCGCGUCGGUGUAUUUGGAGAUCCAGUGGUGGUUCGUGAAAGCGCCGGAACCCACUGACAGCGAGGAGGACAUCGAUGCUGAAGAGAUGGAGAUGAUACCAGAGCCUGAUCCUGAUGAUGAGGGGACGAAAAUAAGUACAGUGAAAGUCCAGGGCAACGACAUCUCACACAAGCUGCAGAUCUCCAGAGUCAGCAAAAGUGACGAAGGCUUGUACGAGUGCCGGGUGACACGAGCUAACUACGGCGAGAUUGUGGAGUACAAAGCCCAAGCCUGGCUGAAGGUCAAUGUCACGGCCAGGCCACGACGACCACUGCCGCCUCCCAAGAAGAGCUCCCCGCUGCACCUGACAGACAAGAAGCCGAGAAAGUCCAGCUCAUCCCUGGGCCAGGACAGCAUGAGUUCAGACCAGAGGGUGGCCUCCACCUCCACCUCUCACACAUCCAAUACAGCUAAACACAACCCCGGCUCAGGUACAAGAAUAUCAUCCAGCUAUGGACUGGCUGUCCUCCUUCUGGCUUGUGGUUUGGUGAGGGAUGCCUUGUUAUAAUUUGAGGAACUGACAUGGUUUGC